Messenger RNA from Ochotona curzoniae (black-lipped pika), 1942 nucleotides. It is a transcript of the gene RGS20, whose product is annotated as regulator of G protein signaling 20. Lineage: Eukaryota; Metazoa; Chordata; Mammalia; Lagomorpha; Ochotonidae. The coding region runs from base 1 to 1167 and encodes 388 amino acids. The transcript is spliced from 7 exons. The record is from RefSeq and is a predicted model, not a curated record.
AUGCCUGGGCUUACCCGAGACAACCAAGAGUGCCUCCAAAAGGCAUUUUCCAAACCAUCUUCGUGGACACAAUUUGGGCCCUUGUUUAGGGCUGAGCGAUAUAAUGCCAGUAUUCACCAAAGCAGAGCAAACGACGGGGUCCUGCGAGCAAUGCCUGAAGUCCAGAGCUUUCCUCCUGCACAGCUCCCAGGCUCGUCCGCUGCCCUGAAGCUUUUCAGUCUGCUUUCUAGCCCGCUCUCCGACCUCGUGCGGGUCUUCUCUCACCUUCUCCGGCGACCCCCUCCGGAGGCUCCCUGGCGGCUCCCAGACUGCUCUCCCCUGCUUCCCGCCCCGACGGCCGCUGGCCCCUCUCGGGGGCAGGGUGAGCUGCCAGGCCGCCUCCCGCUCCUGCUCGGGGCAGCGCUGGCCAUGCCGGUCCGUCCCCCGGGGGGUGACCCACUGAGGCUGGCCCGGGGGUUCCUCGAGCCCGGGAAGAAGGAUGUCUGCGCCAGGCAGAGUUCGCCCAUGCCCCCGAUGGGAUCCGAGCGCUUGGAAAUGCGGAAGCGACAGCUGUCAGCCGCUCCAGGGACAACAGACUCUGUCCCCAGCCAGCCUGGAACGGGAAAUCGAGGGUCCAACGCUUGCUGUUUCUGCUGGUGCUGCUGCUGUAGCUGCUCCUGUCUCACUGUUCGAAACCAGGACCAGAGACUCACCACAGCUUCCCGUGAAUUCAGAGUGGCAGAACUCCCACCCUGUGAAGAAAGCCCAAGUCCUACACUAGAGGAAGUCCAUGCCUGGGCUCAAUCCUUCGACAACUUGAUGGUCACCCCAGCGGGAAGGAACGCCUUUCGGGAAUUCCUCCGCACAGAAUUCAGUGAAGAAAACAUGCUUUUCUGGAUGGCCUGUGAAGAACUGAAAAAAGAAACGAAUAAAAGCGUUAUUGAAGAGAAAGCCAGGAUAAUAUAUGAAGACUACAUUUCUAUUCUGUCUCCUAAAGAGGUCAGCUUGGACUCCCGGGUCAGAGAAGUCAUCAACAGGAACAUGGUGGAGCCAUCGCAACACAUAUUUGAUGAUGCUCAACUCCAGAUUUAUACCCUAAUGCACAGAGACUCAUACCCACGGUUCAUGAACUCUGCUCUUUAUAAGGACUUGCUUCAGUCCUUAGCGGAGAAAUCAGUCGAAGCAUAAGCAUUUUAAAAUAAUAUUUAUUAUUAAUAAAAUAAUAAAACAGUUGCUCAUGGACUGCACCUAGCACGGGGAACUUAGCAGUAGUGCCAUCUGCUGGAGUAACAACUGUUGUGGAGUAACAACAGAAGCUUCCUGUGACAGCUCUAUAUUCACAGUGUAAACUGCAGCCACCAUUAGCGAUACUUUCGGAAAAACAGAAAUUCAGCUGUUUUAGAGUGUAUUUUACAGUAACAGUAGUAUGUUCUCAAUGGUAAGGGAUACACCGAAAGAUGCCCUACUGCCUGGAGCAUGUACAUCCAGAGGAGCAAAUAGGACCAUUUUGUUUUGCAUGAGAUCAAUAACUGAUUACUCUCCCCUCAAAGAACACAUGUUCAAGUGCUCCUUAGCUACCUACCCCUUCCUUCCAUCACUUACCAGUGCCAUCCUGGUACCUGAACUCACAUUUUAUAAAGAUGUGACCAUCUGCUUUAAAACUGGUAUGCCACCGAUGUUACAGUAUGUGUGUGUUUGCAGACACAUUGAUGUGUGUAUAGCUCUACACGGUCACAGUGAAGCACUGUGUUCUUAGCUGAGUCAGUUUCAAAUGUCUGGUAAGGGAACAGGGCUUAGAAAAUUCUUUUCUGGAAAACUUAACAUUAUUUUGUCAAUCUAAAAGAUGAAUGUUAAAAUUCAUGAUUUGGUCUUGUUCAGCCUGUACUUCAAAACAAGUACAUUUUCAUUUUUAUUACCAAGAGAUAUGGGCAUUUUCACUAUUUACAAAAAUAAAGCACAAGAA